This is a messenger RNA of Mauremys reevesii (Reeves's turtle), 1382 nucleotides long. RefSeq names its product tetraspanin-4-like. The record is from RefSeq and is a predicted model, not a curated record. The transcript has 7 exons. Gene Ontology annotation, cellular component: membrane. Bases 117 to 773 code for a protein of 218 amino acids. NCBI's taxonomy places the organism in Eukaryota, Metazoa, Chordata, Testudines, Geoemydidae.
CGCUGAGUCUGGAAUUUCCUCCUCCAUCCCGCCCCCGAGCGAGCAGCGCCCGCAGUUUAGGGGGAUCCCGCAGCGCCCCCCAACCCGUCGCCGCCCGGGGGCCCAGCUCCUGCACCAUGGGCCCGACCCAGCGCUGCCUCCUCUGUCUCAAGGUUGAGCUUUUCAUCUUCAAUCUGAUCUUCUGGCUGGGCGGCUGUGGGGCGCUGGGCGUGGGGCUCUGGCUCGCUCUCUCGCAGGGCCGGUUCUCUGCGCUGUCGCUCUCGCUCCCGUCCCUGGGGGUCGCCGGGCUGGUGAUGGCGGCCGGCGCCGUGGUGAUGGCCGUGGGCUUCCUGGGCUGCCUGGGGGCUGCCACCGAGCAGCGCUGCCUCCUGCUGACGUUUUUCGUGGUUCUCCUCACCAUCGUCCUGCUGGAGCUGAGCGGGGGCCUGGCCUUCUACGCCUGCCGGGGGCAGUUUGACAGAUACGCUCAGGACGACCUGAAGUCGGGGCUGCGGCGAUACGGGGCCCCCGGGGAGCCGGCGCUGACCCAGGCCUGGGACACGGUGCAGACCGAGUUCCGGUGCUGCGGGGUGCAGAAUUACACCGACUGGUUCGAGCUGCGCAACGGGACGGGGCUGCCCGAGUCCUGCUGCCUGGAGCACGGAGCCGCCUGCUCCGGCCUCGCCGCCGCCUGGUGGAGGGAGAACCGCUGCCCAGCCCGUCGGUCCCCAGCCUGGAGCCGUGCCAGGGAUUCGUCCGCCCGAAGUGCAGGACUCUGCCCGCGUCAUUGCUGAACCUCAUCAGGUUUCUUUGGGCCCAGUCCUCCAAUUUGUCCAGGUCCCUCUGGCUCCUCUCCCUACCCCCCAGCGUAUCUGCCUCUCCUCCCAGCUCAGUGUCAUCGGCAAACUGGCCUGUAGUUCCCCGGAUCCUCCUCCUUCCCUUUUUAAAAGAUGGGCCCUGCAUGAGCCUGUCCCAGUCACCCGGGACCUCCCCGAUCGCUGGAUACUGGCCAAUGGCUCUGCAGUCACAUCCGCCGACUCCUUCAGCGCCCGGCCCCAGGGACUUGGGCUCGUCCGGCUUUUCUAAAUAGCCCUGAACCCCGUCUUUCUCCCCGGGGGCUGGGCACCUCCUCCCAGGCCGUGCCGCCCGGCGCAGCCGGCUGGGAGCUGCCCUUGUUCGUGAAGACAGAGGCAAAAAAAGCAUCGAGGCCGUGAGCUUUUCCCACAUCCUCUGGCACGGGGUGGCCUCCCCCAUUCAGCGAGGGGCCCCCACUUUCCCUGACCCUCUUCUUGGUGCUAACGUACCUGACGAAACCCUUCUGGUUCCUCAUCGCAUCCCCGGCCGGCUGCAGCUCCGGGUGGGACUGGGCCUCCUGAUGUCGCUCCCGCUGGCCUUUGUCCAAC